This is a messenger RNA of Candidula unifasciata, 1431 nucleotides long. The record is from the annotation of a GenBank genome assembly. NCBI's taxonomy places the organism in Eukaryota, Metazoa, Mollusca, Gastropoda, Stylommatophora, Geomitridae.
AUUGAUGCCUUGACAAUUAAGAAAGAUGAACCUUCUGCUGAAGUCAAUGUUGAAAAGGUCCUUACAGCAGGAGGAGAUGCUCCCACAGUCUCAAAUGAAAAUUCUGCAGAAAAUCCGACUGAAAAACCUAAAGAGGGAGAGGAAAAAGAGACAACAAAGAGUGAGAUUUCUCUUCUGCAGAAGCUUCUUCAUUCAGGUCUGGUGAAUUCAAAGUCCGACAUCGAGGUACUUAGAAAAGAUCCGUCUUCACCACUGCACUCAGCCAAAUCAUUUGAGGCUCUGCAUCUGAAACCAGAACUUUUGAAAGGUGUUUAUGCCAUGGGAUUCAAUGCUCCAUCUAAAAUUCAAGAAACAGCAUUACCAAUUUUGCUGGCAGAUCCUCCCUGCAACAUGAUAGCCCAGAGCCAGAGUGGGACAGGCAAAACAGCUGCUUUUGUCCUGACCAUGUUGAGCCGUGUGGACAUUACACAGAGACACCCACAGUGCCUGUGUUUAGCUCCGACAUAUGAGCUUGCCCUACAGAUUGGCGAUGUCACUAAAGAAAUGAGCAAACACAUGGGGGGACUAGGCAUUAUCUACGCUGUUCGAGGAGAAAGAGUGGCACGUGGAGAGAGACUCGACAGUCACAUCAUAAUAGGGACCCCUGGAACGGUGAUGGACUGGGCCUUCAAGCUGCGUGUGUUUGAUGUCAAGAAAAUACGUGUAUUCGUUUUAGAUGAAGCAGAUGUCAUGAUCAGUUUGCAAGGCCAUCAGGAUCAGUCUUACCGACUUCAGAAAGCCCUGUCUCCGGAUUGCCAGAUGUUGUUAUUUUCUGCCACCUAUGAUGCAGACGUGAUGUCGUUUGCAGAGAAAAUUAUUCCUAACGAUCCAUUUAUCAUCAAGCUGAGGAGGGAAGAGGAAAGCCUGGACAAUAUCAAGCAGUUCUACAUUGAAUGUAGCAGUCAAAGGGAAAAGUUCAAGGCAUUGUCCAACAUAUAUGGUGCUAUUUCUAUUGGACAGUCUAUGAUCUUCUGUGCUACAAGAAGAACUGCAAGUGACCUUGCAGAGUUCAUGAAGAGUGAAGGCCAUGCAGUCGGCCUUUUGUCAGGAGAAUUGCCCAUUGAAAUGAGAGCAAGCAUUAUCAAGAGGUUCCGGGACGGGAAGGAGAAAGUUCUCAUAACAACCAAUGUAUCAGCUCGAGGUAUCGAUGUUGAGCAGGUCACAGUUGUCGUGAACUUUGACCUUCCAUUAACUAUGGAUUACAAGCCUGACUGCGAAACAUACCUGCACCGGAUUGGACGGACAGGCAGGUUUGGGAAAAACGGCAUUGCCAUCAAUUUUGUUGAUGGCCGGUCCAUGGCCACGCUCAAGCACAUCGAGAAGCAUUUCGGUCGUAAAAUUGCCAAGCUGGAUGCAGAUGACCUAGAUGAGAUAGAGAAGAUAACCACAUGA